UGCAGGAAAUGAAAGCUCAAGGAAUUGAAGAGGAUCGACUAGAGCUUUUGAAAGGUGUCAGCGGUGCUUUCCGGCCUGGAGUUUUGACGGCUCUGAUGGGCAUUAGUGGGGCUGGAAAGACGACUUUAAUGGAUGUUUUGGCUGGUAGAAAAACAGGUGGAUAUAUUGAUGGAAGGAUCACAAUAUCAGGGUACCCAAAGAAGCAAGAAACGUUUGCGCGCAUAGCAGGCUACUGCGAGCAAACUGACAUUCACUCUCCUCAUGUUACAGUGUAUGAAUCCUUGCAGUUUUCUGCAUUGCUUCGUUUGCCUCCAGAAGUCAACACUACAAACCGAAUGAUGUUCAUCGAAGAGGUCAUGGAGUUAGUUGAGCUUACUCCAUUGAGGGAAGCACUCGUAGGGUUACCUGGAGUGAAUGGUCUUUCAACCGAGCAACGGAAGAGAUUAACCAUAGCAGUGGAGCUCGUAGCCAACCCGUCCAUUAUUUUUAUGGAUGAGCCUACCUCAGGGCUCGAUGCUAGGGCAGCUGCCAUUGUAAUGAGAACAGUGAGAAACACAGUGGAUACGGGUAGGACUGUGGUGUGCACCAUCCAUCAACCUAGCAUUGACAUAUUUGAUGCUUUUGAUGAGUUACUACUAUUAAAACGUGGAGGUGAAGAAAUAUAUGUUGGGCCAUUGGGAAGGCAUUCGUCUGAGCUCAUCAAAUACUUCGAGGUCAUCGAUGGAGUCCAAAAAAUUAAAGACGGUUAUAAUCCAGCUACAUGGAUGCUAGAGGUAACUUCAACAGCACAAGAAGCAGCUCUUGGAGUUGAUUUUGCAGAACUGUACAAGAGCUCAGAACUACACAGGAAAAACAAAGAAUUGAUCGAGGAACUCAGUAAACCAUUUCCUGGUUCAAAAGAACUAUAUUUCCCUACACAGUAUGCACAGUCUUUCUUCAUCCAAUCCAUGGCUUGCCUUCGGAAACAGCACUGGUCAUAUUGGAAAAAUCCACCUUACACUGCAGUGAGACUUCUAUUUACAACGUUUAUAGCCAUAAUGUUUGGAACCAUAUUCUGGGAUCUUGGCUCCAAAAGGAAAAAGAGGCAAGAUCUCUUUAAUGCCAUGGGUUCCAUGUAUGCUGCUGUUCUAUUUCUUGGUGUGCAAAAUGCUACAUCAGUGCAGCCAGUAGUUGCUAUUGAGAGAACGGUUUUCUAUAGGGAAAGAGCAGCAGGGAUGUAUUCUGCUCUGCCUUACGCUUUUGGACAGGUGGUGAUUGAACUUCCGUAUCUAUUCAUUCAAACGCUUAUUUAUGGCGUCAUAGUGUACGCCAUGAUUGGAUUUGACUGGACUGUCGCCAAGUUCUUUUGGUACCUCUUCUUCAUGUACUUCACCUUGUUGUACUUCACAUUCUACGGGAUGAUGGCAGUGGCCGUAACACCUAAUCAUAACAUAGCUGCUAUAGUUUCAUCGGCAUUCUACACAUUAUGGAACCUUUUUUCAGGAUUCAUCAUUCCAAAGACGAGAAUCCCGGUGUGGUGGAGAUGGUACUAUUAUAUAUGUCCAAUUUCUUGGACAUUGUAUGGAUUGGUUGCUUCCCAAUUUGGAGAUUUCCAAGAUGAGCUUGAAGGAAAUGAAACAGUGGAGCAUUUUAUAAGAAGUUACUUCGAUUUCAGACACGACUUUGUGGGAUACGUUGCAAUAAUUAUAACUGGAAUAUCAGUUCUCUUCGGCUUCAUCUUUGCAUUCUCAAUAAGGGCGUUUAACUUCCAAAAAAGAUAAUCCUUUCUAGAUGUGUAUAUUAAAAAAAUAUUGGGCCAUUUUGA
Molecule: messenger RNA, 1804 nt
Organism: Olea europaea var. sylvestris
Lineage: Eukaryota; Viridiplantae; Streptophyta; Magnoliopsida; Lamiales; Oleaceae
Product: pleiotropic drug resistance protein 1-like
Exons: 8
Coding region: 9-1760 (583 amino acids)
Cellular component (GO): membrane
Molecular function (GO): ATP hydrolysis activity; ABC-type transporter activity; ATP binding
Source: RefSeq, a predicted model, not a curated record